AUGCUCAAGUGCAUCCCGCUCUGGCGCUGCAACCGGCACGUGGAGUCGGUGGACAAGCGGCACUGCUCGCUGCAGGCCGUGCCCGAGGAAAUCUACCGCUACAGCCGCAGCCUGGAGGAGCUGCUCCUGGACGCCAACCAGCUGCGCGAGCUGCCCAAGCCCUUCUUUCGGCUGUUGAAUCUGCGCAAACUGGGCCUGAGUGACAACGAGAUCCAGCGCUUGCCACCUGAGGUGGCCAACUUCAUGCAGUUGGUGGAGCUGGACGUGUCCCGGAACGACAUCCCUGAGAUCCCUGAGAGCAUCAAGUUCUGCAAGGCACUGGAGAUUGCAGAUUUCAGUGGAAAUCCAUUGUCCAGACUUCCCGAGGGCUUCACUCAGCUGCGCAGCCUGGCUCACUUGGCUCUGAACGAUGUAUCCCUGCAGGCGCUGCCUGGGGACGUGGGCAACCUUGCCAACCUGGUGACUCUGGAACUCCGGGAGAACCUGCUCAAGUCCCUGCCUGCGUCCCUGUCUUUCCUGGUCAAGCUGGAACAGCUGGAUCUGGGAGGCAACGAUCUGGAAGUGCUGCCCGACACCCUGGGGGCUUUGCCCAAUCUUCGGGAGCUGUGGCUGGACCGGAACCAGCUGUCGUCACUGCCUCCGGAGCUUGGGAACCUGCGGCGCCUGGUGUGUCUAGAUGUGUCGGAGAACCGGCUGGAGGCGCUGCCUGCAGAGCUGGGGGGACUAGCGCUCCUCACAGACCUGCUUCUGUCUCAGAACCUGCUGCAGCGGCUUCCUGAUGGCAUUGGUCAGCUGAAGCAGCUGUCCAUUCUGAAGGUGGACCAGAACCGCCUAUGUGAAGUGACGGAGGCCAUUGGGGACUGUGAGAACCUGUCUGAGUUGAUCCUCACUGAGAACCUGCUGACGGCUCUGCCUCACUCUCUCGGGAAGCUGACCAAGCUGACCAACCUCAACGUGGACCGGAACCGCCUGGAGGUGUUGCCACCUGAGAUUGGAGGCUGUGUGGCACUCAGUGUCCUGUCCUUGAGGGACAACCGCCUGGCCAUCUUGCCACCUGAGCUCGCCCACACAGCUGAGCUGCACGUGCUGGAUGUAGCCGGGAACCGGCUGCAGAGUCUGCCGUUCGCACUCACCCACCUCAACCUGAAGGCCCUGUGGCUGGCUGAGAACCAGGCGCAGCCCAUGCUCCGGUUCCAGACUGAGGAUGAUGCCCAGACUGGCGAGAAAGUGCUCACCUGCUACCUGCUGCCCCAGCAGCCCCCGCCCAGCCUCGAGGGCCCGGGGCAGCGGAGCAGCCCCUCUGAGAGCUGGAGCGACACCCCACUCAGCCGCGUCAGCGUCAUCAAGUUUCUGGGGGCCCCCAUGAGCGAUGAGGAUGCUGAGGAGGCCGCUGCUGAAAAGCGGGGUCUGCAGCGUCGGGCCACGCCUCAUCCCAGUGAGCUCAAGGUGAUGAAGAGGGGCGUGGAGGAGCGACGCAGCGAAGCCUCCCGCAGGCCUGACCCUGGGCUGCCCUCACCCUCGGAGGAGGAGAAGAGGCUGAGCGCUGGGUCUGGUCUGAGUGAGGACUCACAUCUGUCCACCAGUACAGCCUCCCAGGGUGAGCCCGAGGGCCUGCCAUCUGAGGCCGAGGGGCUGAGUCUGCAGGAAGCCACGCCAGCUGCCCAGGAAGAGGCUGAAGAGGAGAUCUAUGAGGAGCCCACAGUGCGAUUUGCAGAGGACACCCUGCUGCCGCCGGGGGAAGAUGGAGAGAGCGAGGAGGGGCCGCUGGAGGCCCCCUGGGCCCUGCCUGUGGGGAGGCAGCGGCUCACCCGGAAGGACACGCCCCAUUAUAAGAAGCAGUUCAAGGUCUCCAAGCUGCCCCAACCUGAGGCCGUCGUGGCCCUGCUGCAGGGGGCACAGCCAGACAGCGAGGGCCCCACGGGGCUUGGGAGCUGGCACAAUGGCCCGCACACGCCCUGGGCCCCUCGGGCCGAGAACGAGGGGGACGAGGAGGACGAGGAGGAGGCAGAGGCUGUGGCAGAGGAGGAGGAGGAGAAGGAGGAGGCCGUGGCCUCUGUGCCCUCUGUCAAGGGGGUGUCGUUUGACCAGGCCAAUAACCUGCUGAUAGAGCCCGCUCGCAUUGAGGAAGAAGAGCUGACACUGACCAUUGUGAGGCAGACGGGGGGCCUGGGCAUCAGCAUCGCCGGUGGCAAGGGCUCCACCCCCUACAAGGGAGAUGACGAGGGCAUAUUCAUCUCUCGGGUAUCCGAAGAGGGCCCCGCAGCCCGGGCUGGAGUCCGAGUGGGUGACAAGCUCCUUGAGGUGAACGGCGUGGCCUUGCACAGUGCCGAGCACCACCAGGCUGUGGAGGCGCUGCGGGGCGCAGGUGCCACCGUGCAGAUGCGGCUGUGGCGGGAGCGCAUGGUGGAGCCUGAGAAUGCGGUCACCGUCACGCCUCUGCGCCCCGAGGACGACUACAGCCCCCGGGAGCGGAGGUGUGGCAGCCUGCGCCUGCCCCAGCCCGAGGCCCCCGGGCCUCUGCGGCAGCGCCACGUGGCCUGCCUGGUGCGCAGUGAGAAGGGGCUGGGCUUCAGCAUCGCCGGCGGGAAAGGCUCCACACCCUACCGGGCUGGCGACGGGGGCAUCUUCAUCUCUCGGAUCGCUGAGGGGGGCGCUGCUCACCGGGCAGGCACUCUGCAGGUCGGCGACCGUGUCCUCUCGAUCAACGGGGUAGACAUGACAGAGGCCAGGCACGACCACGCCGUCUCUCUGCUGACCGCUGCCUCCCCCACCAUAGCCCUGCUGCUGGAGCGGGAAGCCGGGGGUCCCCUUUCACCGAGCCCCCCGCCACACUCUCCCCCGCCCCCCUCUGCCACCACCACUGUGGUCACUGCCACACCUGGGGAUCCUGGGCCACUGAGGCUAGCCCCCAGCCUGCUUGCCACUGCACUGGAGGGGCCGUAUCCAGUGGAGGAGAUCUGCCUGCCAAGAGCCGGGGGCCCACUGGGACUCAGCAUCGUUGGGGGCUCUGACCACUCCAGCCACCCAUUUGGAGUUCAGGAGCCUGGUGUGUUCAUCUCCAAGGUGCUCCCUCGGGGUCUGGCAGCGAGAAGUGGCCUGCGGGUUGGUGACCGCAUCCUCGCAGUGAACGGGCAGGAUGUGAGGGAGGCCACACACCAGGAGGCAGUCAGCGCCUUGCUGCGGCCCUGCCUGGAGCUGGUCCUGCUGGUGCGGAGGGAUCCUCCGCCUCCAGGCCUGCGGGAGCUCUGUAUCCAGAAGGCCCCCGGGGAGAAGCUGGGCAUUAGCAUCCGUGGGGGUGCCAAAGGCCACGCAGGCAACCCCAGUGACCCCACUGACGAGGGCAUCUUUAUCUCUAAGGUGAGCCCGGCGGGAGCAGCCGGGCGUGAUGGCCGCCUUCGAGUGGGGCUGCGGCUGCUGGAGGUGAACCAGCAGAGCCUGCUUGGCCUCACACAUGCUGAGGCUGUGCAGCUGCUGCGCGGUGCCGGCGACACCCUCACCGUGCUCGUGUGCGACGGCUUCACCAGCGCCGCCCCUGCCGAGGUGUCCCCGGGCGUCAUCGCCAACCCCUUUGCGGCAGGCGUCGGCCGCAGGAACAGCCUGGAAAGCAUCUCCUCCAUCGACCGGGAGCUGAGCCCCGAGGGCCCCGCUAAGGAGAAGGAGCUGCCUGGACAGACGCUGCAGUGGGGACCAGAGACCACAGUACCAACUGGGGCCACUGGAGGGAAAAUGGCUGAGGCCCCUUGCUCCCCUGGCCUCCAGCAGACAAAACCUGGGAUGAUCCAGCCACUGGCUCAGGCCUGGCCAAGGGACUCCCUGAGCCUGGGAAGCAGAGGCGAGUCCCGCUCUCCCCCCUCGCCCCACUCCUCGGAGGAGCUGCUCUCCGACGUGAAGCGGGCCUACAGGACCUUCGCUGCUGUGCCAGCCCCGCACCCCCCCCAGGACACAAUUGCCCAACUCUCUGCGCCUGCGCCCACUGCCUCCCCGGAGCAGCUGUCCUUCAGAGAACGGCAGAAGUACUUUGAGCUGGAGGUGAGGGUGCCCCCGGCCGAGGGCCCCCCCAAGCGUGUGUCACUGGUGGGUGCGGAUGACUUGAGGAAGAUGCAGGAAGAAGAAGCCCGAAAACUACAGCAGAAGAGGGCACAGAUGCUGCGGGAGGUGGCAGACGCGGGGCUCGCCCUGGAUGGGGAGGCCCAGGACAACGAGGAGCCGGAGGAGGGACCGCCUCCCUGGGCCAGCAGCCCUGCCGCAGGGCUCCUCCCCGAGUCCCCUCCACCCCUGGGAAGACUCCCGGCGUCCCCUCCGCUCCUGGGAAGCAGCGCCCCAGUGCGGACGGCCAAAGCUGAGCGGCGCCAUCAGGAGCGGCUGCGCGUGCAGAGCCCGGAGCUGCCUGUGCCAGAGCGGGCCCUGUCCCCUGCGGAGCGCCGCGCCCUGGAGGCGGAGAAGCGGGCCCUGUGGAGGGCCGCCAGGAUGAAGUCCCUGGAGCAGGACGCUCUCCGUGCACAGAUGGUUCUCAGCAAGUCCCAGGACGGCCGGAGCAAACGUGGGCCACUGGAGCGGUUAGCCGAGGCCCCCUCGCCAGCACCCACCCCUUUGGAAGACCUCAGCCCCCAGACCAGCAGCUCGCCUGGACGUCUGGCCUUGUCUGGGAGGAAGUUCGACUACAGGGUGUUCGCCGCCCUCCCUUCUUGCAGACCUGUCUGUGACAUGCAGUCUCCAGAUUUCGCUGAGGAGCUGAGGUCCUUGGAACCAUCUCCCAGCCCCGGCCUGCAGGAGGAGGAUGGAGAGGUGGCCAUGGUGCUUCUAGGCAGGCCCUCGCCAGAUGCCAUGGGCCCUGAGGAGGUGACGCUGUGCAGCAGCCGCCGCCCGCUGCGGCCAGGGCGUCGUGGCCUCGGCCCAGUGCCCUCCUAGAGGGUCAGAGCCCCUCCCCUGGGCUUGGGGUGGGGGCCCUGCCAGCUACAACACCACCCUUACCCCAAGUCUUCUAACCUGGGUGUUAGCAUUUUAGAGACCCCUCAGGAGCCCGGCUGCUGACUGACUGCCCCGCCCCAGCCGGGCCUCUCGGCAAGACUGUAACUAGUGAUGUUUGUACAACCAAAGACUCUAUUUUGUGGUUU
Messenger RNA from Molossus molossus (Pallas's mastiff bat), 5114 nucleotides. RefSeq names its product scribble planar cell polarity protein (gene SCRIB). The transcript has 37 exons. Gene Ontology annotation, biological process: neurotransmitter receptor transport, endosome to postsynaptic membrane; neurotransmitter receptor transport postsynaptic membrane to endosome. Gene Ontology annotation, cellular component: postsynaptic membrane; adherens junction; postsynaptic density. The coding region runs from base 1 to 4908 and encodes 1635 amino acids. The record is from RefSeq and is a predicted model, not a curated record. Gene Ontology annotation, molecular function: protein binding. NCBI's taxonomy places the organism in Eukaryota, Metazoa, Chordata, Mammalia, Chiroptera, Molossidae.